This is a messenger RNA of Leptidea sinapis, 582 nucleotides long. RefSeq lists its product as uncharacterized. The transcript has a single exon. NCBI's taxonomy places the organism in Eukaryota, Metazoa, Arthropoda, Insecta, Lepidoptera, Pieridae. Gene Ontology annotation, molecular function: nucleic acid binding. The record is from RefSeq and is a predicted model, not a curated record. Bases 1 to 582 code for a protein of 193 amino acids.
AUGAAUGGACUAACGCUUGAACAACGCUACGAAAUUAUCCAAAUUUACUUUGAAAAUCAGUCGUCGAUUCGCGCAACUUAUAGACGACUUCGUCAUUUUUAUGGCGUACAUAAUCGUCCAUCUGAACAAGCCAUUCGUCGAACUGUGGAUAGAUUUCGUACCACAUACUCUCUAGAGGAUGCAAUAAUACCAACACGUCGAAGGAAUGUGCGUAGUGAAGAGAAUAUCGCCGCUGUAAACGAAAGUGUGGAAGAAGAUCCAAAUUUAUCGAUUCGUCGUCGGUCGCAGCAAUUGGGGCUCUGUCCGUCCACUACGUGGAAAAUUUUGCGCAAAGAUCUCAGCCUACACCCGUAUAAGAUCCAGCUGGUGCAGGAAUUGAAGCCACGAGACCAUUAUAUGCGUCGUUCUUUCGCCGAUUGGGCUCUAGAGCAGUUGGCAACUGACCCGUUGUUUUAUCGCAAAAUUGUGUUCAGCGAUGAGGCGCAUUUUUGGCUUAACGGGUUUGUUAAUAAGCAAAAUUGCCGCAUAUGGAGUGAGACCAAUCCACAAGAGACCAUACAGACUCCAUUACAUCCAGAAUAA